Molecule: messenger RNA, 426 nt
Organism: Hibiscus syriacus
Lineage: Eukaryota; Viridiplantae; Streptophyta; Magnoliopsida; Malvales; Malvaceae
Exons: 1
Coding region: 1-426 (141 amino acids)
Source: RefSeq, a predicted model, not a curated record
AUGAUUGAAUUCAUUGAACCUGUUUUUCGUAUGUUUAAAGAUCAAAUCACGAGAACUCCAUUGAUGUAUGCGUCCAUGGCAUUAGGCUUUUCAUGUGCUGCAGUGGCUACUUGGAUCUUGCAUCUGUGUACGACCACUAGGAAGUGCAGGAACCCUGAUUGUAAAGGUCUCAUGAAGGCAGGCGAGUUCGACAUCGAAUUAGAAUCUGAGGGAUGUAUCGAGAACUCCGACACUUUGGUUGAUGAUGGUGGUGGUGAGGGAGGACUCGUCGAGUUGCCGCCCGAUCGUCACCGGGAACUGGAGGCCGAGUUGAGGGAGAUGGCACCGAGCAACGGAAGAGCCGUACUCUUGUUUCGAGCUCGGUGUGGAUGUCCGGCCGGGAGAUUGGAGGUUCCGGGACCGAAGAAGCAAAGAAAGAACAAGUAG